GGUGCUGGUUUCUCUAACCGGCCGGUUUGCCAGCCAUGGAGUUGCGUUCAACUGUAGCUCCUAUGAUGAGCCCGCGUCAUCGAUGCCAAACAAAAAAAACCACGGAAUUGGGAUGGCCAGACAUCGCAUCAGCUUUUCUGAUUUUUCUCAGUGUGUUCAUCACACUGCUUGAAACCUGUUACAUUUCUCACACUGAUUUGCGUAUAUUUGCUAAUUACGCUCAGGCUGCGUUUGCAGCUUGUUUCUGCACUCAGCAGGGAUACAAUUUGUAUACUUUUGUCUCUGAGCAAGAGACUUCUGUUGCUGAAAGCGUGGAGGCCUUCUUCACACGUGGCAAAGAUGCGUUUUGGCACGUGUUUGAUGCCGUGUUGAACAUUGUCAGCAUUUUGGAUAUCUUCGUGGAUACUUGGGAGGGAAGAUUUGUGCACGGGCUUGCAGCUAUGCGAGUUGUCCGUGCUUUCCGACUUUUCCGCAUUUUUGCAUCAAACAAGUUCCUGAAUGACUUCAGCAGGGUCAUGCACACUGCCUUGCUGCAGAUGCUGAAUUUUUGCCUGGUGAUAGUGCUUUCAUUGACGUUGGCAAGUGUGGUAGCCACCAACAUGUUGUGGGACUUCCCCAAUGAGCAGGUAGCUGACAGCUAUGCAGAUCUUGGCACCACGAUGUGGACGCUUUUCAAAAUCAUGACAAUGGAUGGCUGGACGACCAAAAUCCAACCAUGUUUGGAACUUCACCCAUCUUUGCUGUAUUUCUUUGCCCUGUUUGUGUUUUUUUCCUUGUCAUCAAUCUCAAUUGUACCAGCCAUUUUUAUCGAACUUCUUAUUGAAGAAAGGGACAAGAGGAAACUGGAGAAACGGCGGAAAAGAAAAAAGAGAAGACGUGCAAUGCAACGCGCUAUCAGCAUGCGAGAAAUCGCAGACCACGACUCCUCCGAUUCAUCCUGCCAUUCAAGCUCCGAGUCUUCAGUGUCUGGACAUUGGGGCCCAAUGGGGCGAGGCUCACUUUUCACUGGCCAUGGGCAUCCAGGUCAGAACGAACUUUGGUUUGCUAUCAAUGGUGUGCUUCUUGAAUGGCAAAAAGGACAUGUGGCUGAAACAUCCUGGAGCGUUGACCAGGACAACCAUCAGUACAAUCCAUUGCCUUCCUUCGGCGAAGAAUUUCAUGAGCUGCGAGAGCGGCCAGAGGUCAGCAAAAUGAGCACUAUCAGCGGUAUCAGCGAUCUUCAAAAGGACAUACAAUUGAUGCAACGACACCUAAUUGAAAAGAUGGAGCAGCUUGAAAAUGAAUUGAUUCAACGACUGGAAAGGCAAUUUCCAAAACCUUCCAGCUCAUUGCUACAUUUCACUGAACGAGCUCAGCCUGAAAGACCAGCCAGUUCGGUUCCAAGGGUGGAUUUUACAAGCAGAGAAACCAGCAUGGACUCGUUUCCAGAUCCCAUGUUCUGGAGAGAAACUAGUAUGGACCAUGUUGAAGGCAAUCAGACAGAGUCAAAGGACUGGCAGGAAGUAAAAUCCGUACAAAAUGGGGAGAAGACUGACACUGCCGGACCUGCUGGACUGGACUUUCCGGCUUCCAGUUCUUGGUAUAAUGAUCAUGUCCAACACGAAGAUCACCAAGGGGAAGCCCGUGAAGGAGGUCUUGAAGGCGAAGUGCUGGAGAAUUCUGAUUUGGAUCAGAAGGAGAAGUGUCCCAAAGAUCAGAAUGACAUGGAGAACGUGGAGAACGUGGAGAAUGUGGAGAACGUGGAGGACAUGGAGAACAUGGAGAACUUUGAAGCAGAAGCAGGAGAUGAACAAAGGAGGGAACCGUCGCUAGAACAGGUAGUCUGCGAAGAUGAAGCACCAGUGCAGGUUCUUGUGCAUCCUUCCCCAGACACAGGUGAGUGAAACCAGAUUGAUUUGAAGUAAAGGACUGGCACCUUGAUUCAAGGCAAAGUCUCCUUGGACUCUUGCGUGACACAAAGUCCUGAAUUGCGAAGCCAAGAAGUGUUUUCAAAA
This is a messenger RNA of Cladocopium goreaui, 1994 nucleotides long. The record is from the annotation of a GenBank genome assembly. NCBI's taxonomy places the organism in Eukaryota, Dinophyceae, Suessiales, Symbiodiniaceae.